CAAGCUUCGGAUUCUCGCGCUGUGCCCUGGCUCCUCUGGAUGCGUCACUACAUAUAACCUGCGGUGGGCGAGCGUGCAAGCGACGAGAACACAGAACCAGAACGCACUGGAAGCUGGCUCGGCGACCACGGCCGGACGUGGCAUUCUCAGUCUGCACAUGUUUUGUCAUGGCUAAGAACAAGACGCUGCCGGGCAAUGCUGCCGAAGACCUGGUGGGCGAGGUUGUCCAAUUGGAGUACGACCACACUCCCCUCAAACAGAGCUGCUACCUUGGUGCCGACAACAGCGAUGCCGAGCCUGCGUCCCCAGCGACAAGGGCAUCUGUUUUAAUGGAGGAAGCACAGUCGCGUCUCGUGUUCGCUCAACACGGGGACGUCACUGUGGCCUCAGAAGGUGCCCCAUGCAAGUACCCCAUUUCACGUACGGCUGCACUAUUUGAUCUCUCUGCCUUUGUGGCAUCAAACCGCCGCAAUGAUGUCUCCGACAUAUUGGGCAAAGAUGACAUAUCUGUGGCAGAUGCAUCAUGCAUCCUGGCCCAUCUGUCCCUGCUCCCAGUGGUGCAACUUGUUCCAACACGAGCGACGUAGGCAUGGGGAACGGCGUGAAAGAGACGGGCAGCGCGGGAGGUGUUUGUGCUGCCAGCAACAUUUCAAACAAGGCUGGGCAAUUCGAUCUCUCCGCCUUCGUGGCAUCGAACCACCGCAAUAAUGCCUGCGAUAUAAUG
This is a messenger RNA of Dermacentor andersoni, 724 nucleotides long. RefSeq lists its product as uncharacterized. NCBI's taxonomy places the organism in Eukaryota, Metazoa, Arthropoda, Arachnida, Ixodida, Ixodidae. The record is from RefSeq and is a predicted model, not a curated record.